Miniopterus natalensis is the source of this 2211-nucleotide messenger RNA. It is a transcript of the gene PCNA, whose product is annotated as proliferating cell nuclear antigen. Lineage: Eukaryota; Metazoa; Chordata; Mammalia; Chiroptera; Miniopteridae. Gene Ontology annotation, biological process: mismatch repair; translesion synthesis; leading strand elongation. Gene Ontology annotation, molecular function: DNA binding; DNA polymerase processivity factor activity. Gene Ontology annotation, cellular component: PCNA complex. The record is from RefSeq and is a predicted model, not a curated record.
ACGCAGAGGCGGAGCGCUCACGCAGGCAGACGCGGCGUUAUUAAACGGUUGCGGGCGGAGGGUUCUCGUGCUCUUCCUUGGUCUCAGGCUCUCACCGCGGCGUUAGCCCGCUCGCUCUUCUCCUGGGAAGCCUAGGCCGGCUGCACCUCCUCUCUCUCGCCUCUAGCAGCGUCGUUGCGACUCCGCCACCAUGUUCGAAGCGCGCUUGGUCCAGGGCUCCAUCCUGAAGAAGGUGCUGGAGGCGCUUAAGGACCUCAUCAAUGAGGCCUGCUGGGACAUCAGCUCCAGCGGCGUGAACCUGCAGAGCAUGGACUCGUCGCACGUCUCUUUGGUGCAGCUCACCCUGCGAUCUGAGGGCUUCGACACGUACCGCUGCGACCGCAACCUGGCCAUGGGCGUGAACCUCACCAGCAUGUCCAAAAUACUAAAGUGUGCUGGCAACGAAGACAUCAUUACUCUAAGGGCUGAAGAUAAUGCGGACACCUUGGCACUAGUGUUUGAAGCUCCAAAUCAAGAAAAGGUUUCAGACUAUGAAAUGAAGUUAAUGGAUUUAGAUGUUGAACAACUUGGAAUUCCAGAACAAGAAUAUAGCUGUGUAGUAAAGAUGCCUUCUGGUGAAUUUGCACGUAUAUGCCGAGAUCUCAGUCAUAUUGGAGAUGCUGUUGUAAUUUCCUGUGCAAAAGAUGGCGUGAAAUUUUCUGCAAGUGGGGAACUUGGAAAUGGAAAUAUUAAGUUGUCACAAACAAGUAAUGUUGAUAAAGAAGAAGAAGCUGUUAGCAUAGAGAUGAACGAGCCAGUUCAGCUAACUUUUGCACUGAGAUAUCUGAACUUCUUUACAAAAGCCACUCCACUGUCUCCUACAGUAACACUCAGUAUGUCUGCAGAUGUACCCCUUGUUGUAGAGUAUAAAAUUGCUGAUAUGGGACACUUGAAGUACUAUCUGGCUCCCAAGAUUGAGGAUGAAGAAGGAUCUUAGGCAGUUUUAAAAUUAAAAAAAAAUAAAACUAAGGUCUUUGAGAACUGCUUCUGAGAUUCUAACAUGCCUUCUGUCACCAAAUUUGUACCUGAGUACAUAUGUAGAUAAUGUUUUCUGUAAAUAACCUAUUUUUUUCCAUUCUCUACAAUUUAAAGGAUAGUCUCAAUCAAAUCUGGUCUUAUUAACCUAGAACUACUUCUGCCUUACCUAGAAAUACUACAAAGGGUUUUGACCAUUAAUGCAAUUUUAAGAAUUGUGUUUUCAAUUUAAAUAAAAGUUAUUUGAAUUUCAAACAUCAAAGGACAGUGCCUUCAUUUGAACCUUGACUGUUGCAAGUAUCUAGGAAAUUCACAAUUAGUGCUAUCUUUUUGUGUAAAUGUUUUAUUUUUCCUUUUCAAUCUAGAGCAGCUAGAUAUAAAUAUAUUAGAUAUAGCCAUAAAAAUUACUCCAAAUGCAGUAGGUGACAAGAUAUUUGGGGGGAUUCAUUUGUCAGACUUAUUUUUGUAUUCUAACUUUUGAGCUCAAGAAAUGAAUGGGAAAAUAGAACAAAGUCUAUAUAUUUCAGUGUUUUGUCGUUUUUAGCAAAACUAAUAGUUUUUCAGAAGCUUAAUGUGCUCAAAGUUGUGUGGGCUUUAUAAAAUGCAUUGUUACAGGGCAGUGUUUCUUUAGCCUGGGGAACCUUUUACAAGAAUCUUAUGUUACUAGAUCUGUGAUAGGGCCCAAAGAGUGUAUCUGCAAAAAAAUUUUCUCCAGUAUAAAUAGCCUUACUUGGAACUUACUCCCCUAAAGGAUGAAGAUUGCUUAAGUCUCAUGGGUGUUGGAUUCAACCAAGAAAGGGAAAAUGCCCAGCAGUUGUGAAACAGACCGUUUAAAUGUUCCCAGUAAUUGUGCUGUAAGGUAAAAACUGGCAUCCUCCAUACUGAGAAUUGUUUUAUUACAGUACUUUUUCCUGUUGUAUUUUGUGUUUGGUGGGUUAAAUGACUGGUUUUUGUUGUACCUGGACUGAGUUCUAGUGAUUGGACUUUAGAACUCACUGUCCAGUGGGCAACCAUUACUUUAAGAGUGCCUGGGAUUAAGGAGAUUGGCAGCACAGGGCCUGAUGGAAGUUUUUGGAGUGAUGAAACUAUUUUAUCUAGACUGGUGGUGGUUCCAAGACUGCGUUUAUUAAACUUCAUCCAAUUGUACUUUAUUGUAUGUAAGUUAUACCUUAAUAAAGAUGACAUUUAAAAGCUUCA